CUACACCACAGUUCCGGGUUUUAGCCGAGAGCUGCUGCUCGCGACUGCUGGUCUGGCAGGCGCUUACAAACCAGCACCAUGUCUCUUUUAAUAGAUAAUGAAUUUAAAGAACUUCCUCCUGACAAGUCAAUUGACACGAAGACGUUCCUGGAAAACGUUUCUCAUCUUCCUCCAUUUUUUGACUGCUUGGGAUCAAAAAUAUUUUCUGUCAUCAAAUCGGACAUUAAUGGCAAUAUAACGAAAAUAAAAGCAGUUUAUGUAAAGGAUCCUGCAAAGUAUGUCACCUUGCAGGACAUCUUGGAGGCAGAGCGAGAAGCCUAUGGAGCAGACUGGCCUAAAGUUGGAGCAACAUUAGCUCUGAUGUGGCUAAAGAGGGGUCUCCGUUUCAUACAGGUACUACUGCAAAGUUUGGCUGAUGGAGAAAGAGAUGAGAACAACCCCAACCACAUUCGGGUCAAUGUCACCAAAGCCUAUGAACACGCGCUGAAGAAAUAUCAUGGCUGGAUUGUCCAAAAGGUUUUCAAUGCAGCGUUACUCGCAGCUCCCUACAGAUCAAACUUCCUCAAGGCUCUUUCUAAAGGAGAGGAAGUGAGAGAGGAGGACUGUCUGGCAAAUGUGCGUCAUUUCCUGGUAAAUUACACCGCCACUGUAGAUGCCAUCUACGAGAUGUACACAAAUCUGAAUGCGGAACUGGAUUACACAGUUUGAUGUAACUGGGCAUAGCUGGACCGGAGAUGCAGGAAUCAUCCCUCUAGGGUGCGGCACAAGUCCUGUUUUUUAAAGGGUUUUGGAUAAAACCUUUAUUUCUUCCUUGGUUUGGUAUUUAUUGUUUUGAUUAGACCUUCCUGAAUAUUUUGUUUGCAUUUCUGGUUUUAAAAUGAUGCUAAUGCCUUAACUUAAAAGAAAAAUGGUUGCUGGAAUUGCUUUGUUUUUGUAUUUAAUUCCAAGUUAAUACAGGACUGUGAACAGUAAGAGAGCUGCUGUCCCUCUAAGCCAGGAUUACGUAACUGCAGGGUGUUGCUUCUUUAUUUAUGACAUGAUUUUCAUCAUGAAAGAAAUACAAGACUGUAAAUCUUGUCAAUAAUGGGAGAGAUACUUAUUAACUUCUUAUAUUCCCAACUUCUAUGGGUACUGAGUCCCUGGAGUCUUUUUUUGCAUUAUAACAACAUUGUGCCUUAGUGUGGUUGAACUAAAAAUAUAAUAA
Molecule: messenger RNA, 1204 nt
Organism: Melanotaenia boesemani (Boeseman's rainbowfish)
Lineage: Eukaryota; Metazoa; Chordata; Actinopteri; Atheriniformes; Melanotaeniidae
Product: glycolipid transfer protein-like
Exons: 5
Coding region: 79-708 (209 amino acids)
Biological process (GO): intermembrane lipid transfer; ceramide transport
Cellular component (GO): membrane; cytosol; cytoplasm
Molecular function (GO): ceramide 1-phosphate transfer activity; ceramide 1-phosphate binding
Source: RefSeq, a predicted model, not a curated record